UCUUGUCGAGUCAAUGAGAGACCUCCACAAGUCUAGCGUGCUGGGAAGCAAGCACAGCAGCCUGAUGUCAUGGCGCCCGCAGUACCGCAGCUCCAAGUUUCGGAACGUCUACGGGAAGGUGGCGAGCCGGGAGCACUGCUUCGACGGCAUCCCCAUCACCAAGAACGUCCACGACAACCACUUCUGCGCCGUCAACGCCCGCUUCCUCGCCAUCGUGACGGAGAGCGCCGGCGGGGGCUCCUUCCUCGUCAUCCCCCUCGAGCAGACAGGCCGGAUCGAACCAAACUACCCCAAAGUUUGCGGUCACCAGGGCAACGUGCUGGACAUCAAGUGGAAUCCCUUCAUUGAGAACAUCAUCGCGUCAUGCUCCGAAGACACCUCGGUGCGGAUCUGGGAGAUCCCGGAGGGCGGCCUGAAGAGGAACAUGACAGAGGCCGUCCUGGAGCUGUACGGGCACAGCCGGCGCGUCGGCCUCGUCGAGUGGCACCCCACCACCAACAACAUCCUCUUCAGCGCCGGCUACGACUAUAAGGUCCUCAUCUGGAACCUGGACAUCGGGGAGCCGGUGAAGAUGAUCGAUUGCCACACGGACGUCAUCCUCUGCAUGUCCUUCAACACCGAUGGCAGCCUCCUGGCCACCACCUGCAAGGACAAGAAGCUGCGGGUCGUGGAGCCGCGCUCCGGCAGGGUCCUGCAGGAGGCCAGCUGCAAGAACCACCGCGUCAACCGGGUGGUCUUCCUGGGCAGCACAAAGCGGCUGCUGACGACGGGGGUGUCGCGCUGGAACACGCGUCAGAUCGCUCUCUGGGACCAGGAAGACCUGUCCAUGCCCCUGAUAGAGGAGGAGAUUGACGGGCUCUCGGGUCUCCUCUUCCCUUUCUACGACGCCGACACUCACAUGCUGUACUUGGCUGGCAAGGGCGACGGCAACAUUCGGUACUACGAGAUCGGCUCGGAAAAGCCCUACCUGAGUUAUCUCAUGGAAUUUCGCUCCCCGGCCCCACAGAAAGGACUGGGGGUGAUGCCAAAGCACGGGCUGGACGUGUCGGCCUGCGAGGUCUUUCGUUUCUACAAGCUCGUCACCCUCAAGGGCCUGAUCGAACCCAUCUCGAUGAUCGUCCCGAGGAGGUCAGAAACGUACCAAGAGGACAUUUACCCGAUGACUCCGGGUACGGAGCCAGCCCUCACGCCGGAUGAAUGGCUGAGCGGGGUGAACCGAGAUCCCAUCCUGAUGUCGCUGAAGGAGGGCUACAAGAAGACAUCCAAAAUCGUCUUUAAGGCACCGGUGAGGGAGAAGAAGAGUGUUGUGGUUAACGGCAUAGACCUGCUGGAGAACGUGCCGCCCCGGACGGAGAACGAGCUCCUUCGGAUGUUCUUCCGACAGCAAGACGAGAUCCGGCGGCUGAAAGACGAGCUCUCGCAGAAAGACAUACGGAUCCGACAGCUACAGCUGGAGUUAAAAAACUUACGUAACAGCCCGAAGAAUAACUAAUUUCCAGGGACGUUUUAUAAAUAAACUUUCUUUGUUUAUACUCGCUCUUUAAUUUUAUUGUAUCCACUUACACAGAAUAUGAGCCAGAAGUCAAGUGACCUGCCAAGAGCCCACUCGCUAACUGGAAAUACGUCCUCCUAGUCUUGUCUAGCACUAAAACCGCUGUAACCGAAAGCUACUGCAUGAGAGGCGGCUGGGGCGUCCGCGUGCCCCAGCGAUGGUCUUGGAGUAAGUAGACGAGCCGUGUCCCCUCCGUCGGGAUUCACCGGCACGGGGGAGCCGAGGCGGCGGCGACUCCCCGGGAAAGCGCCAUGCUUCGUUGCUAUUAAUUUUUUUUCCUAUGCAAAAAAUGUGACGGUUGGGUGCGGAACUGGAACGGGGUGCGGGAAGGGGCUUAAUUCACAAAAGCACGCUGCCGCGGAAGCGGCCCGGGACCAUUCCCAGGGCGGCGGUGCUGCCGGGGCGGUGGCUGUGGCACGGCCAGGCUUUGGCAGGAGCAGCCUGUGAGUGUCCCCGGGCUACAGC
Molecule: messenger RNA, 2017 nt
Organism: Gavia stellata (red-throated loon)
Lineage: Eukaryota; Metazoa; Chordata; Aves; Gaviiformes; Gaviidae
Gene: CORO2B
Product: coronin 2B
Exons: 12
Coding region: 14-1492 (492 amino acids)
Biological process (GO): actin filament organization
Molecular function (GO): actin filament binding
Source: RefSeq, a predicted model, not a curated record